CCGGAAGCUCAUCUUAAAAUACUGAACUGCUGUUUGGAAGUCGCUGGUGUUACUGUAGUUGGAGUCUGUUCUCGGGCCUGAGCCUCGAGCCCAGGCUCCUGGGUGUCGUUAAUGUUCGGGGCCGCUGGGCGCCAACCGAUCGGAGCUCCACCCGCCCGGAACAGCUGGCAUUUCAGUCGAACCAUGGAGGAACUGGUUCAUGAUCUUGUCUCGGCAUUGGAGGAGAGCUCAGAGCAAGCUCGGGGUGGGUUUGCUGACACUGGAGACCAUUCCCGAAGUAUAUCAUGCCCACUGAAACGACAAGCCAGGAAAAGGAGAGGGAGGAAACGGCGGUCCUAUAAUGUUCACCAUCCUUGGGAGACUGGCCACUGCUUAAGUGAAGGUUCUGAUUCUAGUUUAGAAGAGCCAAGCAAGGACUAUAGAGAGAACCACUAUAAUAAUAAAAAGGAUCAUAGUGACUCCGAUGACCAAAUGUUAGUAGCAAAGCGCAGGCCAGCAAACUUAAAUAAUAAUGUUCGAGGGAAAAGACCCCUGUGGCAUGAGUCUGACCUUGUUGUGGACAACCUGGGGAAUAGAACUCUACGCAGGAGGAGGAAGGUCAAGCGCAUGGCAGUGGAUCUACCGCAGGACAUCUCCAACAAACGGGCAAUGACCCAGCCGCUCGAGGGCUCUAGAGACCAGGACAUGGACUAUGAUAGAGCUUACCAAUAUCAAGAGUUUACCAAGAACAAAGUCAAAAAAAGAAGAUUGAAAAUCAUUAGACAAGGACCCAAAAUCCAAGAUGAAGGAGUAGUUUUAGAAAGUGAGGAGAUAAGCCAGACCAAUAAGGACAAAAUGGAAUAUGAAGAGCAAAAAGUCUCAGAUGAACUCAUGAGCGAAAGUGAUUCCAGCAGUCUCAGCAGUACUGAUGCUGGUUUGUUUACCAACGAUGAGGGAAGACAAGGUGAUGAUGAGCAGAGUGACUGGUUCUAUGAAAAAGAAUCAGGUGGAGCCUGCGGUAUCACUGGAGUCGUGCCCUGGUGGGAGAAGGAAGAUCCUACUGAGCUAGACAAAAAUGUACCAGAUCCUGUCUUUGAAAGUAUCUUAACUGGUUCUUUCCCCCUUAUGUCACAUCCGGGCAGAAGAGGUUUCCAAGCUAGACUCAGUCGUCUUCAUGGAAUGCCUUCAAAGAGUAUUAAAAAAUCUGGAGGGACCCCAACUUCAAUGGUGCCCUCUCCUGGGCCAGCAAAUAAUAAGAGGAUGGUUCACUUCUCCCCAGAUCCCCAUCACCAUGACCAUUGGUUUAGCCCUGGGGCUAGGACAGAGCAUGGCCAGCAUCAGCUUCUGAGAGAUAACCGAGCUGAAAGAGGACACAAGAAAAACUGUUCUGUGAAAACAGCCAGCAGGCAAACAAGCAUGCAUUUAGGAUCCUUAUGCAUGGGAGAUAUCAAACGGAGAAGAAAAGCUGCACCUUUGCCUGGACCUACCACCACAGGGCUUGUAGGUGAAAAUGCUCAACCAAUCCUAGAAAACAACAUUGGAAACCGAAUGCUUCAGAGUAUGGGGUGGACACCUGGGUCAGGCCUGGGACGAGAUGGCAAGGGGAUCUCUGAGCCACUUCAAGCCAUGCAGCGGCCAAAAGGAUUAGGACUUGGAUUUCCAUUACCAAAAAGCACUGCCACAACUACUACCACCAAUUCAGGAAAACCUACCUAA
This is a messenger RNA of Chrysochloris asiatica (Cape golden mole), 1695 nucleotides long. It is a transcript of the gene GPATCH2, whose product is annotated as G patch domain containing 2. The record is from RefSeq and is a predicted model, not a curated record. Lineage: Eukaryota; Metazoa; Chordata; Mammalia; Afrosoricida; Chrysochloridae. Gene Ontology annotation, molecular function: nucleic acid binding. The coding region runs from base 112 to 1695 and encodes 527 amino acids. The transcript has 10 exons.